Molecule: messenger RNA, 2576 nt
Organism: Anopheles merus
Lineage: Eukaryota; Metazoa; Arthropoda; Insecta; Diptera; Culicidae
Gene: Rubicon
Product: run domain Beclin-1-interacting and cysteine-rich domain-containing protein
Exons: 5
Coding region: 524-2377 (617 amino acids)
Cellular component (GO): intracellular membrane-bounded organelle
Molecular function (GO): phosphatidylinositol phosphate binding
Source: RefSeq, a predicted model, not a curated record
UCUGAGCCGUCCGACAGGCACAGGGUGUUUGACAGCUCCGACAGAAAAUGCUCGAAAAGCAACAUGCAAUGGAAGAAGCUGAACUUGUAAACACUGUCCACCGCUCGCUUGAUGGGAUUUCUCGAGCAGACCGAUCAUCGUUCGGUAGUUAAAAUAGCAAAGUUAAAGUAAUUGAAACGAAAGUUGCCGUGCAACCAGCAAACCGCAAACCGUCGGACGGCCUUGACGUCAGGCUGUCAGGCGCGUUCGCGCUCUCGCCUCCCCCGUAGCUCGCGUGCUUAUCACGAAAUUCCUCACCAAUCGAUAUGUUGACAAACAAGCUGUAAAAUCCAACAAACACACAUAUACACUCAUACGCACACGUACGCCCUUUUCCCAUUGUGCUUUAAUUUUCACUGCCAGUGAGGGCGAUUUAGCGUGGCAAGGGCUAACACAAUGGACGCUGCAGCAUUACGGGCAGUUUGGUGAGUUUUGCACAAACCCACGCACACACACACGCACAGGGGGAAACGAGUGAAGCAGGAUGAGCGAUCGGCAGAAUGGGGUCAGUGCGGUGACACAUCGCCAUCGGUCCCGCAGCACCGAUCGGCUGGUGGCGGCGACGGGCGGCGAACGGCUCGCGAGCGGGCAGCGCUGCCCGAGCGUCCCGAACCUGGUGGACCAUGAGUCAGAGAUGGCCUUUGUGAUGCAUCGCUGCAGCAGCGGAAGCAACAGCAGCAGCCACAACAGUGCCAGCAAGCGCAUACCUCCGUUCAACUACCACGACGGCACAAAUCCGCCCCCCGCCACGGCGCAGGCAACGUCAGCGGUGGCCCCAAAGAAAGGGGGAGUGACGCCCACCGUGAUCACCACCACCACCACCACCGCCGGUCCGGUCGAGUACGGCGAUGUGCUGCAGGUGACGCCACCCGCCCGCCAGCGCACCGUCCCGAUCGGCUUCCUGGACGAUCUCGUGCCGCAAAAGGGGCGUCGGCUGCGCAAACACUUCAACGAGCUGGAACCGUUCGACGGGCAGUGCCGGUUCUGGACCGAUUCGCCGCUGGAGCGGAUCCACCCGGAGCAGGGCUGCAUUCCGAUCCUUAAAGCGGUCUACUUUUCGCGCAACAACAACGAUCUGGACAAGGAAAAUGCGCACUUCAAGCUGGCGGAGGCGCUCAUCUCGACGUUCGAGCUGCUGAAGUGGAAGUCCUGCCUCAACCGGACCGCGAGCGACCUGUCCGACUGGGAGGCCGGCAGUGGGGCGGCCGGUGACAGCGUCGGCGGGGGCGGCAGCAGCCGCCGGGAGGGCACGGAGCAGGCGGGCCGGGACGCGGACGGCACCGACACGGACGAGAGCUGCGAGGCGAUCGAGGCGAAGGAAAGCGUGUACGACGAGCGGACCUACUCGGCGGAGGAGAUCGCGAUCAGCCUGCUCGGCAAGUUCCACGACAAGCAGCUGCCGUCCGCGUGCGACUUCCUCUGGCUGGUGUCGGAGCAGGACGCACCGCAGAAGCUGCUGCCGAUGCCGAGCGGCGGCGUGAUCGAUCCGGACGAGCAGCAGCAGGCGCACGAGGGCGCCGGCACACUGAUACGGGGCACGCAGGAGUGGGCACCGCCCCGGCCGCAGGUGAUCUUCACCUACCGACCGCCACCACUCGAACGACGGGCACAGAUCCAGCGGCAGGGCAAUCGGUGCGAAGGGUGCGGCAUUAAGGUGCAUCCGGCCUAUCUGAGCCGCUAUCGCUACUGCCACUACACCGGGAAGUACAACUGCUCCGGGUGUCACAAGAACCAGAUGGCCAUCAUCCCUGCGCGCGUUAUACAAAGGUGGGACUUUACCGUGCUGCCCGUGAGCGUGUUCGCUUACCGCGUGCUGGGCGACAUCUGGAGCACGCCGCUCUACCGCGUCAACCACCUGUGCCCGGACCUGUACGGCAGCGUGAAGAGCCUGCGGGCGGCCCGGCUGGCCCGCGUCAACGUGAAGUACGUGAAGGACUUUAUCAUGAACUGUCGCCACUCGGAAAGCACGCGCCGCUGCUUCCAGGAGGUGCCGGAAUACUUUACCUCCGACUUUGACAUGUGGUCAAUGGCGGACUUGCUGGCCGUUAAGAGCGGCACCCUGCAGCGGCUGCUGCUCUCCAUCGUAAGCCGCUGCGAGCGUCACAUCCUUGCGUGUGAGCUUUGCCUUGGCCGAGGGUUUGUGUGUGAAAAGUGUAUCGGUGGCAGGCGGCAGGAACCGGGCGUCCUGUUCCCGUGGCAGCCGCACGUAGUGCGUUGUGAGCAGUGCGGCACCCGCUACCACGAUGGGUGCUGGCGCCGCGAUCGAAGCUGCGAAAAGUGCACCCGGAUGCAGCGGCGGGCGACGGAAAAACGGCUAGCGACGACGCAGCGUGACUAGGCACGCGCCCGGUUGCUCGAGAGCACGUUAACACGCACACACACACACACGACACGACACGACGUCACGACAAGCGACAAAUCUCAAAUACCUCUGUGUGGCACUAAACAGCCAACGAGCGUGUACAGGGUUUUCCAGGGGUUCUCAUAGUUGUGGGACACUUCCUAUACUCUUUCCCAUUGGAAGUGAACUUCAUAUG